Messenger RNA from Naegleria gruberi, 1194 nucleotides. RefSeq lists its product as uncharacterized. NCBI's taxonomy places the organism in Eukaryota, Heterolobosea, Eutetramitea, Acrasida, Naegleriidae. Gene Ontology annotation, molecular function: ATP binding; ATP hydrolysis activity; ATP-dependent DNA damage sensor activity. Bases 1 to 1194 code for a protein of 397 amino acids. Gene Ontology annotation, cellular component: MutLalpha complex. The record is from RefSeq and is a predicted model, not a curated record. Gene Ontology annotation, biological process: mismatch repair. The transcript has 4 exons.
AUGUCAUCACUUGUACCCAACAACAAUAAUAACAUCAACAACACUACCAAAAAGACAACAUCAACACUCACAAUCAAAAGAAAAGCAAAUACAAGUAAUUUAAUAGCUUCAGAAUUAUCUCCUUCACCAUCUCCGAUUUCAUCUUCAUCAUCAUCAUGUAUUACUACUACACCACAAUCUUCAUCCUCUACAUCAUCAAUAGCAUCAUCAUCAUCAUCUUCAUCCAAUAAUAAUAAUAAUAAUCGUUCAUUUUCAUUAUUUAAUCAAUUAAUUUCAUCUCCAUCAUCAUCAUCAUCUACUAAUAACAAUAAAUUAAAUCAAUCUAAUAAUAAUAUAACAGUAAUACCAUUACCUGAGGAUAAUAACAAUGAUGAUGAAAAUAACAAUGAUGAAAAUAAUAAUGAUGAAGAUCCUAUUGAAAAUAAUGAUGAAAAUAAUAAAGAUGAAGAAGAAGAAGAAAUAACAAAUGAAGAAAUAUUUCAAUCAAAAUCAAUAAUAUCUAAAUUAAGUAAUAAUUCUAUUCAUAGAAUAUGUAGUGGUCAAGUUAUAAUUUCAUUAACAAGUGUAAUUAAAGAAUUAAUUGAAAAUUCAUUAGAUGCAUCAUCUACUUUUAUAGAAAUUAAAUUUACAAAUAUGGGAUUAGAAUGUAUUGAAGUUUCUGAUAAUGGAAAUGGAAUUUCUAAAAAUAAUUUUGAAAAUAUUGUUAAAAAACAUAAUACUUCUAAAUUAAUUAAUUUUACAGAUUUGGAAAAUAUUUCUACAUUUGGAUUUAGAGGAGAAGCCUUAUCUUCAAUUUCAUGUAUGGCAGAAUUACAAAUAUUUACAAAAACAGAAAGUGAUAAAUUAGGAAAUUUAAUUUAUUAUGAUCAUGAUCAAAAUAUUACUAAAAUUGAACAAUUAUUACAUAAUUAUGUUUCCAUUUUUGGAUUGAAGGAUUUUAAAAAAUUACAAAAAGUUGAUUUUAUUCAAAAUGAUCCACAUUUUAUUAAAAUUAAUGGUUUUAUUUCUUUACCUGAAAAGGGAUGUGGAAGAUCUUCAAAUGAUAGACAAUUUUUAUAUGUAAAUAAUAGACCAGUUGAUUUACCUAAAAUAACUAAAUGUAUAAAUGAAAUAUAUAAAGAAUUUAAUAGAAAUCAAUAUCCUAUAUUUAUUUAUAUGAAAAUGAAUCAUCAGAAUCUUCACAAGAAGAUUUAA